Messenger RNA from Pteropus alecto (black flying fox), 11690 nucleotides. It is a transcript of the gene CDK6, whose product is annotated as cyclin dependent kinase 6. Gene Ontology annotation, molecular function: cyclin-dependent protein serine/threonine kinase activity; ATP binding; cyclin binding. The record is from RefSeq and is a predicted model, not a curated record. Gene Ontology annotation, biological process: regulation of gene expression; regulation of G2/M transition of mitotic cell cycle; protein phosphorylation. The transcript is spliced from 7 exons. NCBI's taxonomy places the organism in Eukaryota, Metazoa, Chordata, Mammalia, Chiroptera, Pteropodidae. Gene Ontology annotation, cellular component: cytoplasm; cyclin-dependent protein kinase holoenzyme complex; nucleus. Bases 636 to 1616 code for a protein of 326 amino acids.
CUCCCGCACCGCGCGGUGCGCUCAUCCCCGAGGGGCCCCUGCAACCUCUCCGCGCGAAGACCGCUCCAGCCCUGCAGGGGGAAAAGUAACUUCGCUUUCUCCCAGGAGCCAGGAAGGAUUAAGCGGCCUGGAAGAGGGCAGGAGCGCGCGGAGGGCAGCGACAGGGGCUUCGAGAAGGAGGACGAGGGGAGUCUGUAGGAACCCCGAGGAAGGAGCCUGGGAUGUCUGAUUGCACUUUCUUGUCCUCCCUUCUCCUCUUUUAGGUGGAAUGAUUGUGGACUGAGACGCGCUCGGGCAGAGAAUAUGUAAUCGUCUCGGUGUCUAUACAGAGGACUGCGCUUCGGGGAGGGAAGAGGAGGGAUCGGCUUGCUCCUCCGCGACUCGGCAGGCGGAGUUUCGCGGCAGCACCAGGGUUGCGCCCGCCCGCGGGGAGGUCGCUCCAUCCAGCCCCGGCGGCCGCGAGAGCCCGAGCGCCGGAGCGCGGUAGUCGGCAGGGGUGAAGGAGAGCGAGACCGAGCUCCGGGGCGCAAGGGAGCGGCCGGGGAGUCCCGGAGGAGGCGAGCGGCGGCCGCGAGCGAGCUAAGCGAGCCCCCCGCCCGUCCCAGCGGCGCCUCGCCGGGUGGCGUCCCGGCGGUAUGGAGAAGGACAGCCUGAGCCGCGCGGACCAGCAGUACGAGUGCGUGGCGGAGAUCGGGGAGGGCGCCUAUGGGAAGGUGUUCAAGGCCCGGGACCUGAAGAACGGAGGCCGUUUCGUGGCGCUGAAGCGCGUGCGGGUGCAGACGGGCGAGGAGGGCAUGCCGCUCUCCACCAUCCGCGAGGUGGCGGUGCUGAGGCACCUGGAGACUUUCGAGCACCCCAACGUGGUCAGGUUAUUCGAUGUGUGUACAGUGUCACGAACAGACAGAGAAACCAAACUAACAUUAGUGUUUGAACAUGUUGAUCAAGACUUGACCACUUAUUUGGAUAAAGUCCCAGAGCCUGGAGUGCCCACUGAAACCAUAAAGGACAUGAUGUUUCAGCUUCUCCGAGGUCUGGACUUUCUUCAUUCUCACCGAGUCGUGCAUCGUGAUCUAAAACCACAGAACAUUCUCGUGACCAGCAGUGGACAAAUAAAACUGGCUGACUUCGGCCUUGCCCGCAUCUACAGUUUUCAGAUGGCUCUAACCUCAGUGGUCGUCACGCUGUGGUACCGAGCUCCAGAAGUUUUGCUUCAGUCCAGCUACGCCACCCCCGUGGACCUCUGGAGCGUUGGCUGCAUAUUUGCAGAAAUGUUUCGUAGAAAGCCUCUUUUCCGUGGCAGUUCAGAUGUCGAUCAACUAGGAAAAAUCUUGGAUGUAAUCGGACUCCCAGGAGAGGAGGACUGGCCUAGAGAUGUUGCCCUUCCCAGGCAGGCUUUUCACUCAAAAACUCCUCAACCUAUUGAGAAGUUUGUAGCAGAUAUUGAUGAACAAGGCAAAGACCUACUUCUGAAGUGCUUGACAUUUAAUCCAGCCAAAAGAAUAUCUGCCUACAGUGCCCUGUCUCACCCAUACUUCCACGACCUGGAGAGGUGCAAGGAGAACCUGGAUUCCCAUCUGCCACCCAGCCAGAACAGCUCGGAGAUGAAUACAGCCUGAAGUCCCAGCUGCUGCCUUGAGCUGAUCACCAAGAGAACAGCACUGGUGGCUGAUGGGUCCCCCUGAGUAAGCCCUGCAGAGCUGUUGAAGAUCACUGGCUGGAGACCUUCUCGCUGCCGUCUUCUGGGUGGGCUCUGCUUCCCCAAGGAAACCUCCUAGUUUACUGUCUGAAAUCAAUGCAAGAGUGAUUGCAGCUUUAUGUUCAUUCGUUUGUCUGUCUGUCUGUUUGUUUCAAGAACCUGGAAAAAUUCCAGAAGAGAAGCUGCUGACCAAUUGUGCUGCCGUUUCAUUUUUCUAACCUUGAAUGCUGCCAGUGUAAAGUGAGCAAUCCAGGCGCAGCUGAGUUAUGACGUAAUCUCUCUGCAGCUGCUGGAGCCUAAUUUGGUACUUUUGAGCGAGUGUGUGUGUGUGUGUGUGUGUGUGUGUGUGUGUGUGUGUGUGAUUCUUGAUCUCUUAAAGUGUUACUUUCUGUAAACGACAAGAAUAAUUGAAUUUUAAAGACUCAAAGUGACCCAUAAAUAACAGGUAUCUAAACGUGAUUCACCAGAAUGGGCUUCUCAAAUUAGAAAGUUGAACCUAUGUCCUCAGAAUUUCUUUUCUGGCCAAAAGCUGUACAUUUGUUAAACACAGCAAAGAGAAAAACAAAUUCUAGUAUCUUUUGAAAGACCUGUUUUUUAAAGCACGCAUACUAUUUACUAUUCAAAAAGCUGAAUUUACUCAUUCUAAGUCAAUUUUAACCUGUAUAAUAUGCUUUAUUGUUUCUUUUGAAAAAUGCCCCGUAAACUCUUUCUUACUUGCUUAUAGAUUUAGGGAGUGUACCUCAAAUACGUAAAAUUGUCAAAAAAAAAAAAAAUAGAGAAAGCCUUUAUUUCCUGGUUUGAAAUUUAUUUCCUUUUUGUUUUUUGCUGUUGUUUUGUUUUUGACUUUAGGAAUUUGUCAGAAACUGUUUCCUUUUUUGGUUUGGAGAGUAGGUCUCCCUAACUGGAGACAGGAAUUCCAUUUAAGUUUUCCCCACCUAUUAUACUGUACUUUUUCUACCAUGCACUGCCUUGUUUGCAAAGUAUCCAUCUUAUCUAUCCCCCAGUGCCUCAUAUAUAUUACUAUUAUUACAUAACUAAUAACAGCUUGCUUAUGCUAUUCCCAUGCACUUUCUUUCAAUGGACGUUUCGUAGGUAGUUAGAUUUAGAUUAUGAUUUAUGGCUCCAAUUCCACAAUCCUAACAGGAUCCCCUACGUUCUCACUCUAAUGCGAUCUUCCUAGCUAGCAUUCACUGUCGUUACCUAGCCAAUGAGUAGAAGACUGGUUCUUCUCUAUCACUAGCACAUAGAUUGCUGUAAACUUACUUAGUAUUUUACAUUUUUAUUGAAUAUGUUGUCAGUGUAGUAUCUGAGGGAAUAUCUUUAACUCUUUUUUAGAAAUAAGUAUUUAGUCUAUAAAACGAUCUUUUCUCCAUCCUCCAGGCUGUGCUUAUUUCUAGUGCCUUGUGCAUACUCUUGCUCUCUGCAGAGCCAGCCUGACCUGGGCAUUGUGACAGCUUUACUUUUUCUCUUGCCAUUUACUCUAUAGUACUUUAUAUUUCAUACCAUCUCUGCCUUAUAUGUGAUUAGUGCUCAGUUGGCUCUAAUAACCAGAAGACACAGAGAUUAAGUAUGUUUUGAGACUUUUAGCUACUUUUGCUUUCUGACGCAUGUUUUGAGUGCAUGCAACAGUUAGACCAUGUUUAAAGUAGGGUUUUUGAAGAAUGGACAUUGUUUCACUCAGUGGAAAAUAUUCCAGAUGAUGUUUAUGUAUAGUCAAGCCUUACUUAAUUCUUCACAGCUUAAUAUUGUAUAUGACUAUCUUGAACAAAAGAAAAAUUAGGAGUUUUCUCCUUGAGAGCUUUCUUGGGUCAAGAACCAUUUAUUUUUAAUACAUAUAUUGUUUAACAUUGUUCUAUUUCAGUAACUUGAAGAGCAGGAAAAUUUUUCUAAAACAAGAUAUGAAUGAGAAGAUGGGCCAUAAGAAUGUUUUACCCUUGUCAUCAUUGUGACAACACUGAUUAUGUUUUGUCAUCACUGUACAUGCUUGAGAUAUAGUGAAUCUGGCGCAUUUAGGGCAAGGCAUACUUGCAAGUCUCCCCCUGGAAAAGUGAGUUCUGCCUUUACUUUCACUGGAUUCAAAAUACAAAGACAUCUUUGCUGAGGCCUAGAAAUUGAAUUUUAAAACUCGCUGCAGUGAUUCAUCAUGAGCUUUUCCGUUAAUAUCCAUGGUUAGAGCUAACAUAAUUUGAGUUUUUCCUCAAGAAAAAUGCAGCUGUUCUAAACUGGAAUUUUUUAAGCACAUUUUAGAAUUUUAAAUAAGAGCUCAACUUGUAUUUCUACCAUAUACUUUUUGCUUCAUUUCUUAGUAGUGUUUAUAAAGAAAAGGCAUAAACAUUUUGGCAUCAGAUAAUUGGCAAAUUAUCCUCUAAGAGACAGAAUGCGAGGGCGUCUCAGCCUCUCUGAACUUGUUAAGAGUCUGUUCUCGGCUCUUAUACCAGUGUGGUUGUUGCACCUGAGUGAUUACUCUCUUGUUUUAUGUCAUUUACAUCACCACUUCUGAAGUCCAGAUCGCAUGUAAGCACCCUUGCCAUUAGGGCACUUCGAAACACGUAGCAGAAUGCAAACUUACCGAAUACGGCUUAUUCUUUUGUGACAUAUGGUUUCAAAAGCUAGGCAGUGGUUAGCUGAAAAGUUCAUGCUGCCCCAGAGUUAUACUGAGGCAAGCAGUAAAAAUAUGGUGACAGACUUGAAAUCCCAUUUGUAUUUCUUUCUAGGACUAGUCCGAGAAUGUGUCCAGUAGUUUCUAUAUGAUAUUACAUUCUAGCAGCCCAGGAAUUAUGGGAAUAGUUGAGCAGGGUGGAGUUUGUAACAAUAUACAUUUUAAAAGAGUAAAAGAAAAACCUGUCUAUUUAGGCAUCACAGUUAUAGUGUGGCAAAGAGUAAUAAGGAUCUAACCCUAUAAUCUUAAAAACACAAUUCCUAAGAGCUUGUAAGAAUCCAGUGCGGUGGAGCCUCCCACUUUGUCUCUCCUUUGAAGUGAAUGGGAACUCAAGGAGCAAAGAACCUGUUUUGGAAGAAAGCUCCAGGCCAUUUCAGCCCCCUGUAUUCUCACGAUUUUCUCUCAGGAAACACACAUUAUGAAUGGCAGAUUCUUUAUUUAGCCCCAGGUGACUUACUAAAAUUAGUUCAAAAUAUUCACCUAAGAAUAGAAUCUCAGCCUUUUAGUUUUAAGUAAAAAUGAAAAUUUUAGAAUAUACAUAAUGUUAAUAUUUUAAAGAAAAUGUGUACCUUUUAAUAGAGUAUAGUUAGACUCCAGAAUGUGGUACUAUCCAUAGUGAUGAGAAAAAAAACUUAAAUUGUACCAAACAUUUUGAAUCUUAAAUUAUGUAUUUAAAUUGAGCUUUUAACUAACUAUAGCAGCUUCUCUUAAAAGUAGUGCCUAUAAAAGUCAGUAAUGGCAAUUUUCAUUCCGUUAUGGAAAUUAAAUCAUGUAAAAUUUCUAAAAUCAUAAACAUUAAAAUUCUUCUUUCCAAAGUACUGCUUCAAGUGACAACUUGUCUGUUUUUUAUGAUAAGUACAUAAGAGUGUUUCACAUUUUCGAAAAGCAGACUUUUGUUGCAUAGUUGAGUCUAGGAAAGAAUAAUGUUAAAAGUUAAUAAGCCCUUAUAAUUACUCCAUUUUGUUAGUAUAGAAAAUAUAAAAUAUUUCCUUUAGAAAGAAAAUAUGGAGAUAUAAAUUCUUAGAUAUUGAUGGAAUUCAAAAGAAUGCAUGUUUAACAUUUUGACACAAAAAUAAUGUAUUUUAUUUUAAAAACUUUUAUACUAUUUCUAAAUCUUUAACAAUCAUAAAACAGUUGGCAAUGGAUAGAGGAAAUUCUAGAGACAAUGAAAGUAUUCAAAGAACGAUAAUUUCAAAGUUAAAUAUGUUUUGAGGGAUAUAUAUUUUAUUAAUAAAUAUAUUAUAAGAAUUUAUAUUGAACUCAUCUGGCAACUAUGAAUUUGAUAGGUUUAAAACAAAUUUUAAUGGAAAAGCUAUUCCAGUUACCAUUUCAAAAGUUGAGCUGAGCAAACGAAACCAUCUAUAUUCCUUCCUCAUUUCGUGGGAAGAAGCAGUCACAUAAAGCUACACUUGUUAUGCAAGCCUAAGAAUGUUCAUUGUUUUAAAAAAAAAAAAAAAGUAAAUUUUAAAAAGACGUGUUUCCUAUGCCACCUGGAUUUUUGAAAAAUUGUGAAACCCAAACCAUUUGUCAUGUGCAUGUACAGUCAGUACAUUCAGGUAUAUGAUUAAGAAGACAGUUGCAUAUUCCUUCUCCACUGGGGAAAAAGUUCUUGAGGCUACCAAACACCUGCCAAGCAAUGGAAGUCCUCAGAUAAUUAGUAAUGGUGUUUUCCUCAAAAGCAUAAGAAAAUAAAAGCAUUUUCAUUUCUUAUCAAUGUUCAACCUAGUUUUGUUACAUACCUAUAUCUCAAGCAUUUCUAACUUGUACUUUCUCAGAAAAUAAACCAAAAAUAUUCUUCUGGCCUUUUCUAUCUUCUCACCUUUGUAAACAACAGAAAGAGGAACGUUCUGCUUUUUAAAUGUUUUUCUUCAAUUAGUUAUUUGUGAAUUUUUAUAAUGAAGUACGAAGGGCUUUUCAAAAUGUUUUCUAUUUCUCAGCAGUCCCAGGGAGUUAAGUUAGAUAAAGGAAUGGACUCCCAUCAACAUAUUUAUGUUUCCUUGAUACUGGUACUCUGGCCUUCAAGAAGAAAAUGAGAUUCACCGGAAAAUAAAUACAGGCUUUUUCAAGCACCUAUUUAAAUUCUGUUACAGCAAUUGGAAGUUAAUAUGGUAGGAAAAAGAGGUGUAAUUGUUCCAUAAUUCACACUGUCCCAAGUGAUGGGCCUUCUUGUUUUAUUCCAGUAUGUGCCACAAGGUGGCACUUUCAGGGAGGGGAAAAUCUGAGCAAGGCUAAAGAGGUAUUUCUGAAGACUCCUUCUAACUUUAUUUUUCUGCACAUACUUAACUCUUGCCUAGCAGUUGUUUUUCAGGGUGAUUAAUAGUCUUCAAAUGUUCUAUAACUUAUUUUAGUUGUUAGCUAGAUUCGGAACAAUUGCAAGUAAAUUGUUCUUGAAGAUGGAUAAUACACUCAUUUUGGUCAUUUAAGUGCAUAAAUUUACUUAAACAUUCAUUUACUUAAACAUGUUUUGAGGUACCUAAUUACCUCACUUUUCUAGGUGUAGAAAUUUCAAAGAUGGAUAGGCUUAUUAACAUAAAGGCAGCACCCAUCUGUGAACAGGAAAGUUUUAUUGGGAGUGUAAAACUCCUCCAGUGCCCCCAGCCACAAAACCAAACCCCAUUUGCUGCUUUCACAUUCCCUACCUUGGCAGCCAUUAGACAUUGAUUAAAUUUUUAAUCCUAAUUUAAAAAGCAGAUGAACAAAAUAAGUAAUUCAUGUUAUUAAAUAGCAGAACUAUGUUUUCUAAAGAAUUGGCUAUGCUGAAACAGCCAUGAAAUACUAAAAUACCUUGUAACUUUUAUGUUUGUAUAAUCACAAAUGUAAAUUCAAAGAAAUUCUAAUUUUUUUUUAAUUUUGUCUAAACAUGAGCAUAAUAAUUUAGGAGUAUAUCUACACAAGUCUUUCUCCACUCAUGAAGUUCUUUGGCAACUUUAUUGUAGAUAUAAAUAGAGAUAUCUAUAUGCUCUUAUAUUUUAAUUCACAGGUCUGCCAAGAGACCCAUUUACCCCCAGGUGAUUUUAGUUAAUUUUAGAAGCUACCUUCUUCAAUAGUAUCACUGGAAUUUAGGAAGAAGGAAAUUAUAAUAUUUUUCAGAAUUUCUUGAGCACAGCAUAAAAGAAGGCUGUUUAUUCAGAGUGGCAGAAAUUCGAUAGUGCCUGCUUAACUUUUCUAAGAGUAGCCAGCAGACAAGUCUCAGUAAUUCAUACUGAAUCAAAAUACCGCACACACUAGGGCCUCAGAAACUCUGAGAAAUCAUUGGCCUCAUCCCUCUGCUUACAAUUCCACUGAAGUAGUUUAAAAUUUAAGGCCGAAUUCAAACCUAGAGUUUGUUAUCAGCUGGGCCAGUCUGAAUUCUAUUGCUUGUGUUUAAAACUUCACUCAUACCUGAAAACCUUCCGGGUGCUCUGCACGGUCACCCCACCCCUUUGGCAAUAGAGUGGCAGUAGGCGGAGCUGGCUGGGACCCGCCCGCCGUUCACCUGUUAGUGCUAAAAACGUGUACAGACCCGGCGAGAAUCUCCGAGGUCCACGUGCCCCGCUGCUACUGUCUCAGAGGCAUCUGUUCUGCAAUCUUAGGAAGUAGAAUGUCCCUAUAAGCAAACGGGUGUCUUCUGUGCGGAAAUAAGUACAACACAAUUCUCCGAAAGUUAAAGUUCGGGUAUAAAGAGAUGCUGCUCUGUAUGAAGCUAUCAGGCAUCUCUCAAGCUCUAAGCUCAGUUUUGUUUUGUUUUGUUUUAAGAGAAGAUGUAUAAUUACAGGAAAGAUUUUUUAUUUUUUUAUUUUCAAUCAUUCUACAUAUAUGAUGGCAAAAGAUAUGCCUGGAAAAAAAGUUUUGUUUUGAAAAUAUGUUUAUUUUCUGCAUCAUCUUCAGUUGGCAAAAGCUCCUAACUCUUUUGUUCCUAAUUUUUUUCUUUCUCUUUUUACUUUGUCAUUACUUGACAAAUUAAUUACUUUAAAAGCAAAUUAUCUCAUAUAGUAGGAGACUUUCCUGUUUAGAGGAACUUUUGUGUGAACUUUUCAUUGAGCAGAUAAUCGGCCCUUCUCUAUUUUAGGCAUUUAGAUUGUCAAAUGUAGGUUUUCUUAAAGGGAGCACAUAACAAUACACAUUGCUACCAAGAACUAUGACUGUAGCACUAAUCGACAAGCAGAGAGCCACACAGUUAUUUAAUUUCUAACUCUCUGUAGUUUCUAGCCAGAUUCCGUUGCUUAGGUUACAGUCCUGAAGACUCACUUUGUACCCUCACUUGAAAGUUUCUAAUUUUAAGUUUUGUGACAUGCAGUAAUAGGUAUUAGCUAACAAUAGUUCUGUGAGCACCAGCAACUCUGAAACUGAUCUCGAAUAAUGAAAAUAGAUCCCAGCAAUAAUUCAUUUCUUGAACUCACCAAGUGCAUUAUAUAUCUUCUCAUGUGGGACCUGUGUUUGAAACAAUGUACAUGUGACUAUUAUAGUUCCUCACUUACUUUGCAUUCAUUUAUUUUGCUACAACAAGUAAUGAAUAUAUUAGUUAGUACAUGGAGUGAAUAGCAUCAACUACCCCUAGGGUCAGCACUUAAGAUGGGGAAUUUGUAUUUCAAGUUGUUCUACAUUUGCAUAAAUUAUUUCUAUUAUUAUUCAUUUAUAUUAUUUAUUUCUGUAUCACACUAGUCCUGUGAAAGUGCAACUAAAGGCAGGCCACAAUAAGAUAUGCAUUUAAUGUUCAUUACCACGGUCUUGAUGGAGCUAAGCCCCCAACUAAGCUGCAUGCAUUUUAACAUGAUGGUAGAAUUUAAGUCUAUAGAUAUAGUGUUUUGUAUCUAGGUGUUUUAUCAUUAUAUAAAAGAAUUAAAGCAGAGGACUUUAUAGUUGUUCUUUUGUCAAGUAUGCAUAUAGUAUAGUGUGAAAAUACAGCAAAAAUCAAAACUACAGAGAGAAAAGCAUCAGAUAUUGCCUUAAUUUAGGAACUCUGCCAGGUGGCCAUCGGAGUAGAUGCCAGGCAGAGACAGGUGUCUGGGCAGUGCUUCUUGUCUGGCCUUGAGAAGAAGCUUCCCCCUUGGGUCUAGUGCCCUCAUAGGCGUCAUGUGCAGUAGAGGGAACAGGUAGUGCUGUGGAAAUGAGAGCAGUGUGAGAGUUUUCUGUAGAAGCAGAACUGUCAGCUUGUGCCUCGAGGCUUCUAGAAUGUGUCAGGUGGAGAAAUCCAAGUUUCCGGGCUUCGGGCAACUUGGUUUUGUGAAGAAGCAAUCCAGUCUGGUAAUAAAAACAAGGAUGGCAUGCAUGUACAGUAGUCAGCAGUGGGACUUUAACAACCAACAGUUCCCAGCCACCUCAAAACCUUGUUGUAUUUCUGGUACUUUAGUUUUGAUUUGAAGAUUAAACGGCAAGUGUAUGGUAUAGAAGAGCAGUAUGUGUUAAGAAAAGCACAAUAUCAGUUCCCAUAGAGUACAGGUUAGAACUAGAGGGUCUUACAGGAAUAUCAUUUCUGAGAUGUAUAAAAUGUAUUUGUGUUUCUACAUUCCCAUAGGGCCUAGUUAAAACUUUCUUCCAGGUUUCAGCAAGGUUUUCACACCCAGUGAGCUUGUUUGUUUUUGUUUUUAUUUUUUUUUUGUUUUUUGACUUAUAAUAGAAAAUGUUCUAAAAGUAGAAAAAAAUCUUAAUUCAGACAUUUGAUUUGUUGGUUUCUGUGUUUGAAAUCACGGUUCUGGAGAUGUAAUGACUGUGCAUGUGCAUGUAAGAUACUAAUCUGGACUGUGUGAACCAGCCCAAGGUAACCAAUACUAGCCCACCUCCUGCAUCCCUUCCUCCCUCAGAAGUGCUCCCUGCCCCUAUCCUGGCCAGCCCAUGUGAUGCUCUCCAUCCUCCUCUGCUGCUCUUUGGGCUUCAGGGACAUGAUGAGAGAUGCUUUAGGCAUCACACGGUGUGCCUGCUCAGGCUUGGCCACCAUCCUUACUUUACCUUGGGCUGACCACGGUCAUCAAGAGAAGGUUUCCUGGUGCUGGGCACAGAGUGUGCUAAUGAGACCAUUCACAAAUACCCUCUAGCAUUUUGUAUAUAUCUUGAUUUUUAAACCAAGUCAUUCUACAGAGCAUUCAGUUUUGGCUGUGGUUCAAAGAGAAAAACUAACGAAGGAUAUAAACCACAUUCCAGGCUGCUGUUUCCUAUCCAUUUACAGGCUAUACUUUUACUGUAUUUCUUCAUACUUGAAACUCAUUCCACUGUUUUAAUAUCAGGGUACAGACUUAUAAGGGUGCAUGUUCUUCAAAGGUGCAAAAUUACUCUCAUUCCGUUUGCUCAUACUGCUACAUAAUGCUCUGUUUUGGUGCUUUGGGUUCAUCAGGUCAAAGAAGCAGUGUGGAAAUUCAUUGCCUGGAACACAAUCUUACAAGAAUGUUGGCAGAUGGUUUGAUGUUAAAUAUUGCUUGUGCUCUUUUCUUUGUACACAAGAUUAAGAGUUACCACACUGGUCUGUCAGGUUCACCUGGGUAUCCUUCCUCACAGAGUACAUACGUCCUGUGCUCUCCCCAAGUGUGGGUGCAGGGCAGCUCUCUGAAAGUAGAGACCUUCCUACGUAACCGGUCAUUUAGCCCUCAAAGAAAAACGGCCUCAGCCUCGCGUGUAGUCAGGAACAGAAUGGGGAGGGCUGCCUCACUCUACGGGCCAUCCCUCCUCCAUUCCAUACAGAAAGCCCUCCUGAGGCCAAAACAACAGAAGGAAAGAAAGCUUAUCUGUAAAGUUAUCAUUGUGGUAGGCCCUCAGCUGAAUGGUCUUGCUUCCUUCCCUGUAGGUAGAUGAAAAUACAGGUCAGUUGAUCUACACUCUUCUCACCUGAAGAAGGAAAUAGAACAGUUGGUGUUUGUGAAUGUAAAACAUGUAAUCCAAUGGCCACAAAAAUGUAUAUUAAAUACCCCAUCACUAGCAGUCUGUUUUUAAAAGUAGCUUAAGUAAGGGAUGCCAAGUGGCCUAGGUUUUCUGAGGUCAGAGGUAGUAGCCAUCCUAGCGUGCGCCUUACUCUGAGAUGCACUUGGAGAGGGAGAAGUACCGAUAGUGACUGCUGCAAUGGCAAAGGUAUCAUGUCAGAAAAGUCAGAGGGUUACAGAUCAAUGAUCCUUUGGAAACUGGAUGUCUUACUGGGUGCUAGAAUGCAAAUUUAGGUAUUUAUUGUCAAAUAAUGGAAUUUAAUAUUUUUUGAGAAUUGGUGUUGAAAUGUUGCUGUCCAGUUCAUUGUUUUCACUUAUGCACAAGCUAAAUUGAAGCAAAAAGAGAAAAUGGUUUGUGUAUUUGUCAUGCCUUUUGUAUUUCUUACAAUAAAAAUAUUGGUAGCAAAUAAAAGUAAUAAAAACAGCAAUUUUAAACUGCUUUCUUGGA